Molecule: messenger RNA, 7352 nt
Organism: Solenopsis invicta (red fire ant)
Lineage: Eukaryota; Metazoa; Arthropoda; Insecta; Hymenoptera; Formicidae
Gene: tna
Product: zinc finger MIZ domain-containing protein 1
Exons: 10
Coding region: 686-3319 (877 amino acids)
Biological process (GO): regulation of transcription by RNA polymerase II; protein sumoylation
Molecular function (GO): zinc ion binding; SUMO ligase activity
Source: RefSeq, a predicted model, not a curated record
GUCGUCGUCGUCGUCGUCGUCGUCGUCGUCGUCGUCGUCGUCGUCGUCGUAGUCGUCGUAGUCGUCGUCGUCGUCGCGUCGUCUUUGUCGCAUCGUAAUGUGCCUAUGACGAGGUGAUGAACGGCCGGCGUCGCAGUGUCGAGCGUCGCAGUGACAGUAGUGUUCGUCGUCCCGCCGUUGGACGAUGACGAUUAGCGGAGCGAACAGCAGCAUCGUGGUGGUCGCCACCGCUCGUAGUUUACGUCGCGCGAGGGAAAACAGUGUGCUCUGUGUGAUCUAGUGUACUUCUACCUGCGCACAGAACGCAUAUAUAUCUAUACAUACAUAUAUAUGCGUCGCGCACUUACGCACGUGUACAUACAUAUUUGCGCGGAACGCGUAUGUAUGCGAGCGACCGAUCAUUCUUGGAUUACGCCUCGUCGUCGCGGAGGAGAUUCCUUCGCGGUCGCCUCUAAUCAAGGAUAAUGCGAUAUUGCAGUCGUCGCAGAGUGCGCCAAUAAGCCGCGCGUUCACAUCUACCUCGUAGAGAGAGCUCUUUCUUCCUCCCGGGGGGAUCGGCGGUGGUGGAGCAACGCUAUCAGCAACGGCGGCGAUCGGCAUCGGAGUGCAGCCGUUAUCAUCCGGCUAUCAUAGCACAGUGCCACCCCAGAGCGGAAGGGGUGGUUCGCCACUUCGUUUCGCGGCGAUGGUAGCAGCUGCCUCCGCUACGGCCACCGCCACUGCCAGCGUGGUGGCCAUGCAGGACCGCCAGGACAUCCCCUCGCAAUUCAAUCAGAUGCAGAGCCAACAUGGAAUACCCCACCAAACGUACAACGCGGGGUACGGCCAAAGAGGACCAAUGGCAGGAAUGGGGCCAGUCGGGAUAAACAACUUUAACGGCAUGGGCACGAUGAGCCCGAUGCACACUAUGAAUUCCAUGAAUUCGAUGAACAGUAUGAAUGGAAUGAACACGAUGAAUCCUAUGACAAUGGGAGGAAUGAACGGUAUGAAUAGUAUGAACGGUAUGAAUGCUAUGAGCGGAAUGACACCCAUGAACUCCAUGAGCAACAUGGGUAACGUAGCCAUGAACAACAUGAUGGGACCCAACAACAUGCAAAUGAACAAGAUGCAGGCUCAGCCGCAUCAAGGCUACCCGCGGAGAUUAGCGCCUUAUCCGAACCCAGCCAUGCAUAUGGCGCAAAAACGGCAGCAGGUUCCGUAUGCUGCUCAGAAUCCAGCGGCUAUGCAGCAGGGUUUCAACGGCAUGACGGCAGCACCGAAUUAUCCGAACACCUAUCCCACUGGGGCGAGGCCGAGUUUUCAGCAACAAUAUCAGUCUAUGCAAAACAUGAAUCCUACGGCGGCCGGUUUCGGGCCCAACGCGAUGAUACGAGCGACGACUAUGAGACAAACGGCGCCGGCUUACAAUGCCCCGUCCCAGACGGCCGCAGCGAACCAAUACGGUUACGCUAGUAACGGCGUUCCUGGUGUCUGCAUGGUUCCACCUACUUCGGUCGGCAACCAGUUCGGUCAUCAGCCGAACACGGGAUACGGUGGCGGUAACGCGUCAUACGGCGCGUCAUCUGUGGCGACCAGUCAAUACCAGCAAGAUGUGGUAUCGAUGAGAUCGACGAACGGGGGCAACAUGAAUUAUCAGCACAGUCCCAUUCCUGGCAAUCCGACGCCUCCGUUGACACCCGCCACUAGCAUGCCGCCUUACAUCAGUCCGAAUCCGGACAUUAAGCCUAAUUUCAACGAGAUGAAAUCGCCAGUCAACAUUCAGAGUGAUGAAUUGAGACUAACAUUCCCCGUAAGAGACGGCAUAAUUCUUCCACCUUUCCGCCUAGAGCACAAUUUGGCUGUUAGCAAUCAUGUGUUCCAACUGAAGUCCACGGUACACCAAACGCUAGUGUGGCGAUCAGAUCUGGAGCUACAGCUCAAAUGUUUCCAUCACGAGGACAGACAGAUGAACACGAACUGGCCGGCGAGUGUGCAAGUUUCCGUUAAUGCAACUCCGCUCGUGAUCGACCGCGGGGACAACAAAGCUUCCCACAAACCUCUCUACUUGAAGGACGUCUGUCAAGCAGGAAGGAACACAAUACAGAUUACCGUAUCCGCAUGCUGUUGUUCGCACCUAUUCGUACUUCAAUUGGUUCAUCGACCCAGUGUACGAAGUGUACUUAGUGGAUUACUACGUAAAAGGCUGUUAACGGCAGAGCACUGUAUAACGAAAAUCAAAAGAAAUUUCAGUAACUCGAUGUCGAACAAUGGUAUACAAUCGGAGAAAGAUGUAGUGGAACAAACAGCACUAAAGUCAUGCGCAUCUUAUUGCGUGCAGGUACUUUUAAAAUGUCCUAUCACCCACAAACGCAUUACACUGCCAGCCAGAGGACACGAGUGCAAGCAUAUACAGUGUUUCGAUCUGGAAUCGUAUUUGCAAAUGAAUUGCGAACGAGGAAACUGGAGGUGUCCAGUAUGCUCGAAAUCUGCACAGCUGGAAGGCCUAGAGGUCGAUCAGUAUAUGUGGGGUAUUUUGACUACAUGUGCGGAAGUUGACGAAGUGACGAUAGACUCCCUUGCUAAUUGGCAACCCGGAAAGAACUUAACUGGUAUUAAAUCCGAAGAAGAAAACGAUUGUAAAAGAACGACCAAGGCCAUGUCGCCAGGCAGUAUGAAUAUGCCAACGAUGAACAAUUGGGAUAUGAAUCAAGCUAUGAGUCCUUACAUACCGCCCGAUAUGAACAGCAUUGUGAGCGGUUCGAUGAUGAACAAUACAUCUUCCACGUAUCCAAACAACAGUAUAAAUCACCGAAACACGUCCGGUGGAACGUACGAGAUAAACUCUGGAACGAAUACCAUUGGCAAUAAUGAUUAUGUCAGUGGAACGGGUCCGCUCUCGCACUUAAACGAGUCCGUUAAUUCUUUAGAUCCUCUCAAUGCUAUGGAGAAAUCACUCAACGACCAGAUGCCUCAUACUCCUCAUACGCCGCACACACCGCAAUCUACCCCUCACACGCCGGCUGGUGGUGCUAGUGGGCCACCGAGCGUUCCGCCUCCGUCGCAAGAAUCCACGGGAAACCAUAAUACCUCCGGCAAUACGAAUACAACCAUAAAUAACGACACCGCGGCAGACAUACCAUCAGACUUAAAUUUCGAUCCCGCUGCAGUUAUAGAUGGGGAAGGUACAGGUCAAGAGGCGUUAAAUCUCUUGCCAGACAAUGUAGAUGCAAUGGAACUUCUCUCGUAUCUCGAUCCACCGGACCUAAACACUCCACCUAGCAGCGGAGCUAGUAGUGGUAAUCCUUCCUCUAACGACGACAUAUUGGCACUCUUCGAAUAAGAAAAACAUGAGGCGAGUGACUAUUUCGUCAAGAUGUAAUCAAACUGUGACCCCUUACUUUGUAAUAGAAUGAUAAACGGAGUGAACAUCUUGCUGCAAACGUCCUUCUGACUACAGUAGACUUUCGUGCAAAUUUCUUAGAAUCCUAUGAUGAGUGAAUAAAGUUAAACAAGAAAUUAAAUCUUAUUGGGGUCACUGUGGGUGCUCUCACCUAUUCAAUGGUACAAAUAAUUCUUAGUUAUAAUUAUAAUAUUCCUAUUAAAAUUAAAGUUAAACGGCUAGGGUUAAAAAAAUGAUUUUUAAUGAUAAUACAGCAAACACCAUACUAUUUGUAAAGACGUUAUUGCAUGGACAGCAUUAUCGAUAUGUAUGUGUAUGUAUAUACAUAUAUACACAUACAUACAUUGAAAGGUGUUUUUGAAAAUAGAGAGAGAGAGAGAGAGAGAGAGAGAGAGAGAGAGAGAGAGAGAGAGAGAGAGAGAGAGAGAGAGAGAGAGCGUUAAAUAAAUGCAAAUAUUCUAGAAAUGAUUUUAAGACAGCAUAAUUUAAAUAUAAAUGAAACAUAUUCAAAAAUCAUUCUUUAAUAUUAAAUUAAUUGUUUAAUAUUAAAAAAAUCAUUGUUUUGGCUCUAUUUUAUACGAUCGCCUUUACUUAUGAGUUUAUUUUAUUAUAACAAAAAUUACAUUAAUCAAUGAACUUUGAUUUUAUUCGAAUCAUUUUUCUAUAUUUGCUUAAAAGAAUUAUACUGUGCUUUUAUAUAUAUAUAUAUAUAUAUAUAUAUAUAUAUAUAUAUAUAAAUAUCGUUUCAGAGUAUUUUGCGUUUCGGAGCUGUUCUCGCAAUAAGGUUUUUAUACAUGAAAAUCGGUCUAUUCAAGGCUAUGAUAGACCUACGUCGUGAAAAGAAAAAUUCUUGUACAGACCUACUUUUGUAAAUAAAUUUUAAUCGAGAUAAGAUAUUCAUCGGCUGGGAAUUUCCCGCCUAUUGAUGAAUAUUGUGCAUAUAGUGUUCCUUUCCUUUAGAUUGUAGCGACAGAUGGAAAUGAAUAAACUAGGGGAUAUCGGGCUUCACACUGGAAAUUUAAUAAAAACAUGUGAUGUAUCUCCCGAGAUAAAAAUUGCAGAUAUGAAAUAAGAAAAAGAAUAUAAGAAAUUAUAGCGAAAUAAAUAAUGUCUUUAAAAGUCUAAUAAUUUUAUCAUUUUCAAAAGAUCUUAGCUCUGAAGAUAUUUCUGUAUGCAUACAUGAUAUAUUUUGAUUGUAAAUAAGUGAUGAUGAAAUAAUGCACGUGCAUUUAUGCAUUUAACAUUUGUAAAACUUUAAUACUGUAAACGUUAUUUGCAACAUUUUUCUAUCGCACUUAUAAUUUUCAAGUCACUAUGUUGGAAUUACAAUUUUCUAUUUUAGACGAAAUUUAUACAUACAUAUAUUUGUAUAUAUUUAUAUGUUAAUAUAAAUAUAUAUGUAAAUAUAUAUAUAUAUGUAAAUUUCGUAUAUAUAUGCAUAUAAAACAUUAUAUAUAUAAUAUGUGUAUGCAUGUAUACAGAUAUAUACAUACACAAUCUUAAAAAGAAGGGAAAUAGCAAGUUUGAUACUUCACAAUAUUGACAACCUCUGAAGAUACAUCCUGAGAACCUCAGAAUAUUUAUACAUAUAGAAUUUAUUUUCACAUUUUGAUAUAUGUCAAUACAUAUAUAUUUUGAGUUAGCUUGAAUUACUAAUAAAUAACUAAAUUUUCGUAUGAUACAUAACUUCAAAUUUAUUAAUUUAGAUUGAUAAACUUGUGUGAAUCAUAACUUUUUUUAAUUUUUAUCAUUGGGUUGCGGUGUGAACUGCUUUUGUAAUUAUUGUCAAUUAGAUUUUUCGUUACACGAUGUUCAAUAAAAUAAUUUCCAGAAAAUGUGUCGAUUGAAUAACGAAAGAUAUAAAUUAUGCAUGAAGCUAAUAGCAAUAUUUAUACAAGGCCUUAAAAAAAUUCGUAUGAUCCGUAUAUAUAAUCAAAUUUUAUACGAUGAGGAAGAAUCAAAAUUUUUCGUGGGAGAAAAAAUCUAUAUAUAAAUAUAUAUAUUGCGGAACAAUUAUGCACAGACUUAUUAUAUAUAUAAAAAUAAUUAUAUACUUCAACUUAUUAUUUAUGCAAUGAUUGCGUUUGUAACGGUUCAGCAUGCGAAAAUAAAUUCUGUAUAUCUCCUUGCACAAUCUAGCGGUAAACUGAUUUAUCGUUUCAUAAGAAUGUAAAUCAGGUAUCCGUAUAUAAGAAAAAUACUGCCAGAGUGAUACCGCCCAAGACCCCCUGCUUGUGUAGUGGUUAUAAACAUUUGUAUCUUUUGUGAUUAAAAGAGAAGAUAUACUUAAAGCGACUCGUGUAGAUUAUACAGAUUUUAUAUAAAAAUGUGUGUAUAUGUGUGUAUGUACACGUACACGCGUAUACACACCAGUGUGCAACGCUAGCGCACAGCGAAUGAUUGGACACAGUCAAGUUUCUAUGCAUAUAACUACUAUAAUUAUUGAGAUUUAGAUUUUAAUAUUACUUGUAUUAAGCGCGACUAUUGUAUAUUAUUUGUAUAUAUGGUAAAUAGAAUAAUAAUAUAAGAAAAAGUGGCAGAUACUUAUUGGCCAGUUAUAAUAGUAAAAUGAUUAUCCUAAUUAUUUCUCAGAACCAAAACGUACACGAGAUGUAUGAGGAUACUUUAAACUAGAGAAUGUAACAUGUAAAUGGCUGAUGAACGACGAUAACAAGUACAGUCGAAUAUUGUACUGUUAUUUCUCUAAUAGAAUUAUUACUUACUUAUUAAAAAAAAAAAAACAUAAUUACCUAAAGAAGUUUAUUCAAACUGUAAGCUUUACUUAGGAUUGCCAAGAAGUAGUAUACGCAACCCUGUUGCGAUUGUACAUAGGCAAUGUUUACCUAUACCUAGUUAAUAAUACCCCUAAAAUAUUAUACACGAUACACUGUCUUAGUUUAUGAGAGUUCUAGAGAUUUAUAGACAUUUCGUGAGAAACCACAUCUAAGAAAACAUAAAAAUCAUCUCAUUUGUGUUCUACAAAAAGUGAUAAUUGGAAUAAGAAGACAAGCUUUCUCAGUUACAUUUCUACAAUAAUUUUUCACACAAUUUGGAAAACAGGUAGAUGUUAAUGUUAAAAAAAAUACACAAUAUUUGUAUUAAGAGACGAUUUUUACGUCCUCUUUUUUUCUUUUUUUUAUACAGAUUAAUGCUUAAGACCAUAUGCCAUAUGCCGUAUUUGUAUGAAUUUUCGUCACAGUAAUAGGAAAUAAUUCAUUAUUAUCGAAACUUCUACAAAUCUCUGUGGCUCUAAGAUUACAAUACCUAUUUAUCUAUCGUUAGGAGGCCUAUAAUUUGAUUUUACAAUGCUCUACGAACAAAACAGUUAAUCCGCAUCCGUGGAUAACGAGUGUCGUCUUGUUCGAGGCCUGGAAACGUUACAAGAUAUUUUCAUGUAACCGUAUCGACUCAUGGUGUAUCGGCUGUGCCGAUCACGGGCUCUGUUUUUGUAUAACGUACGGAAUAUAUCCGAUAUCUUUAUAUGAUUACGCAUUGAAUAUUAUGAUAGUGUUUUUAAAAUUUAUUCACACGUCUCAUAAUUUUUUACCAAAUAUCAUAUCAGUUAAUUCACAGCGAUGUUUCAUGAUAAAUCUGAGAUGUUUGUUCAGCAAAUACAUCAUGAGUACCGACAUCGGUCCAUGUCGCAAGGUCUGUCCGUUUUGUGAUGCGCUUCUCUUACUACAAGCGAGGUAUGAUAGUGUGCAUUCGGGCCUGUGGGUGUAAACUGGAGGGAAGAAGCUAAAUACGGAAGCUGCAACUUGACGAAUAGACCUGCAGUUCACUUUCCACAAAACGUGGGAGCGCGCAUUAUAAAUUAAAAGAAAAGAAGGAAUAGAAGAAACACACUGAUAUCAUUGAUUACAUUCGCAUAAAAAAUUUUAAUAAAGACCAGUUUUUAAACAUGUACGACAAACACAACAUUGUUUCUUGAUAACGGUUAGAAUCAUUCAAUAAAAAAGUCAUAAAACAUAAA